AUGUCCUCCGCAGUCGUCCAUGGCGACGAUCUCGACUUGGAGCCCACGCUCCAGUCCAUCCUAAACCAGAAUACCCUCCGCUGGAUCUUCGUCGGAGGUAAAGGAGGUGUGGGUAAAACCACCACCUCGUGCUCCCUCGCCAUCCAGCUCGCCAAAGUCCGCAAAUCCGUCCUCCUCAUCUCCACCGACCCCGCGCAUAACUUGAGCGAUGCUUUUGGCCAGAAGUUUGGAAAGGAGGCCCGCCUCAUUGAUGGCUACACCAACCUCAGCGCCAUGGAGAUCGAUCCCAACGGUAGCAUCCAGGAUCUCUUGGCUAAUGGUGAGGGUCAAGGCGAAGACCCCAUGGCCGGCAUGGGCAUGGGAAACAUGAUGCAAGACCUGGCAUUUAGCAUCCCCGGUGUUGACGAAGCCAUGUCUUUCGCCGAGGUCCUGAAGCAAGUCAAGUCACUCUCCUACGAGACUAUCGUGUUCGAUACCGCACCAACCGGCCACACGCUACGUUUCCUCCAGUUCCCCACCGUGCUGGAGAAGGCCCUGGCCAAGCUCUCCCAACUGUCAACGCAAUUCGGCCCGAUGCUGAACUCGAUUCUCGGCGCACGCGGCGGUCUGCCGGGUGGACAGAAUAUGGACGAGCUGUUACAAAAGAUGGAAUCUCUGCGCGAGACUAUCAGUGAGGUGAACACACAGUUCAAGAACCCGGAUAUGACCACCUUUGUCUGUGUUUGUAUCGCGGAGUUUCUGUCCCUCUAUGAGACCGAGCGUAUGAUCCAGGAAUUGACUAGCUACAACAUUGAUACCCACUCGAUUGUCGUCAACCAGCUGCUUUUCCCCAAGGAGGGAAGUAGCUGUGAUCAGUGCAAUGCUCGUCGGAAGAUGCAGAAGAAGUAUCUGGAGCAAAUUGAGGAACUAUACGAGGACUUCAAUGUAGUCCGCAUGCCGCUAUUGGUUGAGGAGAUCCGCGGCAAGGAGAAACUGGAGAAGUUCAGCGACAUGCUGGUGCACCCCUAUGUCCCCCCGCAGUAA
Penicillium waksmanii is the source of this 1023-nucleotide messenger RNA. RefSeq names its product ArsA family ATPase. The record is from RefSeq and is a predicted model, not a curated record. Gene Ontology annotation, molecular function: ATP binding; ATP hydrolysis activity. Gene Ontology annotation, biological process: post-translational protein targeting to endoplasmic reticulum membrane. NCBI's taxonomy places the organism in Eukaryota, Fungi, Ascomycota, Eurotiomycetes, Eurotiales, Aspergillaceae. Gene Ontology annotation, cellular component: GET complex. The coding region runs from base 1 to 1023 and encodes 340 amino acids. The transcript is spliced from 3 exons.